UCCAAAUCACAAAAGACGUGUCUAUAUUAUGUGCCUAUCAUGCCUCAUCUUUUCUGGAAAUUUCGUUCGUGAUGCGCAAGACACCGAAAAAUGACAUUUGUGAAACCUGAGAGCAACUUUCAUUGAGAGAAAACAGUGUCCGGGUGACUCGGGCUGACAAAAUGCCGAUGACAGAUCUGUUGAAAGCCGAGGAGAUCAAGAAAGCUCUUGACGCCUUCGCAGCAGAAACAUUCGAUCCCAAAAAGUUCUUUGAAAUGGUGGGAAUGAGGGCCAUGUCGGCCGAAAACGUCAAGAAGGUCUUCCAGGUUCUGGAUGUGGACGGUAGCGGAUUCAUAGAGGAGGAGGAGCUCAAGUAUGUACUGAAGGGCUUUUCCAAGGAGGGCAGAGAUCUGACUGACGCCGAGACAAAAGCAUUCCUCAAAGCAGCGGACAAAGAUGGAGACGGCAAGAUCGGCAUUGACGAGUUUGAGGCCAUGGUGCAUGAGUAG
Xiphias gladius (swordfish) is the source of this 488-nucleotide messenger RNA. It is a transcript of the gene pvalb7, whose product is annotated as parvalbumin 7. NCBI's taxonomy places the organism in Eukaryota, Metazoa, Chordata, Actinopteri, Istiophoriformes, Xiphiidae. The record is from RefSeq and is a predicted model, not a curated record. Gene Ontology annotation, cellular component: cytoplasm; nucleus. The coding region runs from base 162 to 488 and encodes 108 amino acids. Gene Ontology annotation, molecular function: calcium ion binding. The transcript is spliced from 5 exons.